AUGUAACAAAGGUUAAUUGUAAAAUAUCGUUUAUCAUAAUAUAUGUUAAUAUUUUAAUUUGCUUUGGUGUGUGUAAAGAUAUAAAAGAAGAAAGAAAGAAAAAAAUCUUAAACACACAUACAAUAUAUCAUAUAUAUUUAUAUACAUAUCAAACACAGUCAGGUGAAAUUAAAAAAGCAAAAAACAAAUAGAAAAAAAUAUAAACAAAAAAGAAAGAGACAUAAAUAUAUUAAUUUCAAUCAAUAAUACAGCUCUAAAAAAAAUUAAUCAAUAAAGUAAAAAAAUAAUAGACUCUCAAAUCAAAAAAAGAAAGUGAUACUUUUGAUAUUAACCAUUAAAGAAAUAAAAAAACAAGAUAAAUAAUUAAUAAAAUAAUAAUUAGGUAAUUAGAUUAAAAAAAUAGAAACUAAGAGAUAUUAAAUACUUAAAAUACUUAUCUUGCUCGAAGCUAAACUUUUAUCACCAGAAAUAUUUAAAAAUUUUCAAAUUUAAGCAUAUUAAUUCAACAAAAACAACAACAAAAAAAAAUUUAAAAAUCACGUUCGCCUAAACAGUAAAUAAAUUUAAUUUUAUUACAUAUUAUUAAGGAUUUUAGGACAGAAUUAGAAAAAUUGA
Tetrahymena thermophila SB210 is the source of this 615-nucleotide messenger RNA. RefSeq lists its product as hypothetical. The transcript has a single exon. Lineage: Eukaryota; Ciliophora; Oligohymenophorea; Hymenostomatida; Tetrahymenidae. The record is from RefSeq and is a predicted model, not a curated record.